Messenger RNA from Taeniopygia guttata (zebra finch), 952 nucleotides. Lineage: Eukaryota; Metazoa; Chordata; Aves; Passeriformes; Estrildidae. The record is from RefSeq and is a predicted model, not a curated record.
GCCCGGCGGGGCGGGGGGCCCUGAGCGGCCGGGGGCGGCCGGGGCCGCCGUUCUCCGCCAUGCGCCGCUCCCAGGGCCGGGUUGGGGCGGGGGCGGGCGGCGGCCCCGCCGCUACCGGGCAGGCGCGAGCGCUCCCGGGCGCCUCCCCGAGCCCCCGGCUCCGGUACCUGCUGGGCUGCCGGUACAACCCCCCCAGCCCGCAGCGGCGCAGCAUCCCUGCGCAUCCCGUUACCACGGCAACAGCGGGGACGGCGCUGGGACCAGCCGUGGACCCCCCCCCCGUGUCACCCUCGUGGGCUCGGGCCAGGUGCCACGGCCACUGGUGUCCCCACGGCAGUGUGACCCCCCCACGGAGGGACCCUCGCCCCCCUGUGCCCCCCGGAGGUCGGGCGGGGGUCCCAGGGGGGGCCACCCCCGGAGGUGUCCCUGCUGCCACCCCGGGGCUGUGACAGUCCCGGAGGUGACUCUGUCCCGGCCUGGCGGGGGACAGCGCUGCCCCCUCCAGUGCCCCCUUGUCCCCUCCAGUGUCCCCCACUGUCCCCAAGGAAGGGACCGCGCCUCCCCAUGGCUCUGAUGUCCCACUCUGCCGGGGGGGGUGACAACACGGGGUCACGGUGGGUCCGAUCCUCGCGCCAGAACAUCGUGACCCUGUCUGUGUCCCCCCCCGUGUCCCCUCCGUGUCUGUGUCACCCUCCCUGUCCCCUCCCUGUCCCCUCCGUGUCUGUGUCCCCCUCCCUGUCCCCUCCCUGUCCCCCUCCCUGUCCCCUCCCUGUCCCCAAAGCUGCUGCGGCCCCACGGUGGGACCGGGGGGGGUUAAACAGGAGCAGGAGCCCCCCGGGGGUGGGAGGGGGCUCAGGGCACGAUUUGGGGGGGGGUCCGUGCCCCCUCCAUCGCUCUGUGGGUACCACAGCGGGCGCUUGGCAACGCGGCAUCCCCCGGCUUCCCGUUGCCA